UUUAAUAACGUAAUAAUUUGUCUUUUUAUCGGUGAGAAAACUUUGCUGUUUUGACAAAGAUGCCGAAGAAGUCAGUAAGAAACGCGUUUUACUUCUUUAUGAAGGAACUUGAGCCAAAACUGCGGAAGGAAGGUCGGGUGUUUCCAAACGGAAUGGCAGAUAUUGUGCCACUGGCUCAUCCGCAAUGGAAAGCUCUUUCCGACAAUGAGAAGGCAAGGUUUGAGAGAAUGGCCAAGGAGUAUAAAGCCAGCAUGCGUGGCGUGGAUGGCGACAAAUACAGAUUAGACAAUGUCGGCAACAUCAUCGCUGACAGGAAGGAUCCCAUGAAGGAGAUGGAGAAGAGACACAAGAGAGAGAGACAGGCAGUUGUUGCACCAUGGGUGGGAAAAGACAUCAUGGAUGAGGUGUUCUACUUCAUUAAUUUUCAAAUUCUCUGCUGCACUGAAGACGGGCAUUACCUGCCUUGCGAGAUGGCCAUCUUGGAGUAUAGUCUGAGAAAAGGGAUCAUACGCCACUACCACAAGUUUGUUUGUCCAGGUGCCAUCCCAACUGGCUACAGAUUUGACUGUAUGAAUCACAGUGAGAGAACUCAUCAAAUACCUGUGGAGAAUUUUGAGCUGGCCGAUGCUAAUUACAUAGGUCUGUGGACACAGAUUGAAAACUUCAUUAACUAUAGGGGGGAGAAACCUGAAGAUCCACCCUUGUACUGUUUGAAUGAAGACAUUGAUAAGACGGAGUACUGCCUGGCGUGGAUUGCCCAACAGUCGUGUCUAGGGAGACCGCAGCGACUCAAGAAAGUCUACGAGCUCGUCGGUUUGGUCGUCGACCUGUAUGCCAAUGCGGGUCACCCGAACAUGAGUCCAUCUCGCGUCCAAGACCAUCUCAGUGUUAACACGUGGGACUUCACUCGAAACACCAGAUGUGAUUGGCAUGAGGAACAUGACUGCAAAUUCUGUUCGCUGGGUAUCGUGCGAAGAUAUGCUUUUGCUAUCUCCGACUCGCUGUCUGCCCUGCUUGAGUUCCCGCUGACUGACAAACACAUUCCGAGUACGAAGGACGACGGGCCGGCCUGUAUCACGCUGCCACCAACGUCCUACUCCGUGAAGCCGAAUCCUGCACAAAUGAGGUCAUCAAGGGGCAGAGGUCGAGGGUCAAACUGGGUGCCUGGUAGAAGCUCUGCGCUGAACAGACCACAGCAGACAUUCCAAUCAAGACGGAAUGAUUUUGGUGAUGAUGAUGAUGAUGAUGAUGAUGUAGAAACAGAACCUGAAGGAUAUAAAACAUCGGUGAGACGGCCCAACAUGCCAGUGAUGUGGACUCCAGUUCCUAAGGUACAGGAGUCGGUACAGGAGUCGAACCUGGAUACUGGUGACACUAAUGAGUGGCCUAGUUUAGGAGGGCCUGCUCCUGUGAAGUUCGCUGGUCGUGCCUCUGCUCCAGAUCCAAGACAAGCUCCCUUCCCGCCUAAUAUGUGGCAGUCCGGGGGUGACCUGGGGCAGUACCGCGACCCCGAGGAGGAGGCAAUGUCUGUCAAGUCUGUUAUGCAGGGACAAACCAUUCCACUGCAAGAGACUUCGCCAGCACCGCCAAGUUUUCCGCAGAUGAGGAUACCGUCCAUUGGUGAACCAGCACCUAGUCCAGCCACACCGGCCAUGGGGCCAUUGAUGGGUCAAGGUCGGGGUCGCGGAGUUCUAGGUCAGUCUGGACAGAAUCGCCCGCCUGUGGGUCGCGGAUAUGCCCCGCCCAUUGCCGGGCGGGGUAUUGGUCGAGGGACAGGUGCAAUGGGCCGAGGAUACAUUCAGCCAGGAAUGGUUAUUGCCCAACAAGGUUUACAGAAUAUGUCGUUCUGUAAUGGUGAGCGGUGAAAAUUGGCUGCGCACUUGAACAUUACUGACGUGCAGUUUGUCCAGAUAAAAGACAAAAUAUCACCAAGCAGUCGUUGUCAGUGUUCUUCACUUUCUAUCAUAAAAACAGAGAACUUUAUCAAAUACUGACUUAAUUAUAUUACCUGUGGAAAAAUUUCUUGUAAAUUCAUGUAGAUUUAAUUCAUUUUCAUUUUGUUUUUCAUUGGAGAUUGUAUAGCAGACAAGUGCCUUAGUCUUUGUAUGCAUUUUGUUCUUUUAAAAAAACAACAACAAAAAAACAACAACACAAAACAACAACAAAAGUUUAGCUAAUGUUAAAAAAAUGGCAUAACAUUUAUAAAUUAACCUAUUUUUAUUAAUUAGUAUUCACAUCUGAAAUGUUUACCAUUUACAAACAACAAAAACUCAUCAACCUUUGCCUUAACACAACAGGAGUACCUGGUUUGGUUUUAAGUUUAUUCAACCAUGUUUGUUUGGUUAUUUUUCUCAGGGAAUGAUAAGAGUUGUGUUUAUGUGAUUUCAUUUUUAUUAUUUAUUUAUUUUUAUUUUUUUCAUAAAUUUUGAAAGUUCUUA
Gigantopelta aegis is the source of this 2438-nucleotide messenger RNA. RefSeq names its product protein maelstrom homolog. Gene Ontology annotation, cellular component: P granule; nucleus. Gene Ontology annotation, molecular function: sequence-specific DNA binding. NCBI's taxonomy places the organism in Eukaryota, Metazoa, Mollusca, Gastropoda, Neomphalida, Peltospiridae. Gene Ontology annotation, biological process: regulation of miRNA-mediated gene silencing; spermatogenesis; negative regulation of DNA-templated transcription. The transcript is spliced from 15 exons. The coding region runs from base 60 to 1865 and encodes 601 amino acids. The record is from RefSeq and is a predicted model, not a curated record.